AGCCGGACAUGUAUGAUGAAAUGGAAUUUAAAGAUGGCGGAGAACAUGAAAGCACGUUUGGCUUCCCAGGAAGAACAAAUUAAGAUCCUCACUCGAGAGAUUAGUGGUCUUCGUGACGGUUUGAACGGCGGCGGCACUCUUGCCAGUUCUUCAGAGCUCGAAGACUUGCGGAGCGAAAAUGAGAAACUAAAAUACCGGCUCGUACACCUUCGCCGGGGUCUUGAGAAUGAGCUCGAGCUGGAAGCUCAGCAGGGCAAGAGGGACAUUGUCAAAAGCCACGAAAAUAAACCAGACAAUAAACAACCACCAAAGAACCGUGCUGAACAUAAGGAACCGGCGCAGGCCAAGCCAGUGGAGAAAAAAAAGAAAAAGGAGAAGCAAGAUAACGGCCACGGAGGUGGUGGAGUGAAAGAGUCUUUGCCUGGGUUCAUUUCUGAACGCAUGCAUCUCUAUGAGGAGCUGAAGAAGGAGAGUGAUUCCUUGCUGGCAAGGAGAGUUGCAGACAGCCAGGCUAUCACUGUCCAGCUGCCAGAUGGGCAGAAUGUCCAGGCCCAGUCCUGGAUCACUACACCCUAUCAGCUGGCGUGUGGCAUCAGUCAGGGCCUCGCUGACAAUGCUGUGAUCUCUCGAGUAAAUGGGGUCCUGUGGGACCUGGACAGGCCCUUGGAGAAGGACUGCUCACUGGAGAUCCUGCGCUUUGACAAUGACGACGCUCAAGCUGUGUACUGGCACUCCAGUGCUCAUAUUCUUGGGGAAGCCAUGGAGAACUACUAUGGAGGCUGUCUUUGUUAUGGACCACCCAUAGAGAAUGGAUUCUACUAUGACAUGUUCCUUGACGGACAACGGGGAGUGUCCAGUACUGAGUUUGGGGAUUUGGAGACACUGUGCAAGGCUGUGGUGAAGGAGAAGCAGCCUUUUGAGAGACUAGAGAUCAGCAAGGAGACACUGCUGAAGAUGUUCAAGUACAACAAAUUCAAGUGUCGCAUUCUCAAUGAGAAAGUUACGACCCCAACUACAACUGUAUACAGAUGCGGCCCUCUGAUUGACCUGUGUCGAGGGCCCCAUGUCAGGCACACUGGGAAGAUCAAGGCCAUGAAGAUCUACAAGAACUCUUCCACCUACUGGGAAGGUCGUGCGGACAUGGAGUCUCUGCAGCGUAUCUACGGCAUCUCCUUCCCUGACACCAAGAUGCUGAAGGAGUGGGAGCGCUUUCAGGAGGAGGCCAAGAACCGAGACCACCGCAAGAUUGGCAAGGAACAGGAGCUGUUCUUCUUCCACGAUCUGAGUCCUGGAAGUUGUUUCUUCCUCCCCCGUGGAGCCCAUGUCUACAGCACCUUGACAGAGUUCAUAAGGGAGGAGUACUGCAGACGUGGCUUCCAGGAGGUGGCCACCCCCAACAUCUACAACAGCAAGCUGUGGGAGACGUCUGGCCACUGGCAGCACUACAGCGAGAACAUGUUCUCCUUCCCCGUGGAACAGGACAUCUUUGCACUCAAACCCAUGAACUGCCCAGGACACUGCCUGAUGUUCUCCCACAAGCCGCGCUCCUGGAGGGAGCUUCCCCUCCGGUUGGCUGACUUCGGGGUGCUCCACAGGAACGAGCUCUCAGGAGCCCUCACAGGCCUUACCAGGGUGAGGCGCUUCCAACAGGACGACGCUCACAUCUUCUGCACCAUGGAACAGAUAGAGCUUGAGAUGAAGGGCUGUCUGGACUUCCUGCGCUGCGUGUACAACGUCUUCGGCUUCUCCUUCCAACUGUUCCUCUCCACACGCCCUGAGAAAUAUCUAGGGGACAUUGCUGUGUGGAAUGAGGCUGAGAAGCAAUUGGAGAACAGCCUGAACGAGUUUGGGGAGCCAUGGAAACUGAACCCAGGAGACGGGGCUUUUUACGGACCUAAGAUUGACAUUAAGAUCAAAGAUGCUAUCGGGCGCUAUCAUCAAUGUGCAACCAUUCAGCUGGACUUCCAGCUUCCCAUCCGCUUCAACCUGACCUUUGUGGGGAAGGAUGGGGAUGACAAGGACAGGCCUGUUAUCAUCCAUCGAGCCAUCCUUGGAUCAGUGGAGAGGAUGAUUGCCAUCCUCACUGAGAACUAUGCUGGGAAAUGGCCCCUGUGGCUUUCUCCACGCCAGGUGAUGUUUGUGCCUGUCAACCCCUCCUGUGAAAAAUACGUCAAGGAGGUGUGCAAGCAGUUUGUGGAAGCUGGCUUCAUGGCCGACGCUGAUCUUGAUUCCAGCUGCCUUCUUAAUAAAAAGAUCCGCAAUGCCCAGUUGGCCCAGUACAACUUCAUUCUCGUGGUCGGUGAGAAGGAGAAGAUGACUCACAGUGUGAACGUGCGUACGAGAGACAACAAAGUCCAUGGAGAACUUGCUGUCAAAGAAGUCCUGGCCCGCCUCACUCUGCUCAAACAGACACUCUGCCGAAAUGCUGAGGAGGAGUUCUGAAGAUGACUUCAUGGACAUAGGAGGACAUGUGAUACAAAUAUCUGAUUGUUUUGCUCAAACAUAGCCUAGUGUGGGAAAUGUAAUGUAUUUAUGGUGCAGUCUAAAAUGGGAUGGUAUGGCGAAGGCUCAGAUUUAUUGAAGUAAAGGUAAUAUACUGAUAUGAGAUUCGUUUUUAGGGUUCAGAUCUCUUUUUGGAUCAAGAUUUAAGUAUCUUAUUGGUUCACGGAAUUACAGAGAAAUAUGUGGAAGGAAUAGUUUGUUGCUAUGAGAAAAGUCUUAGUGAAGUUAAAUGGACUGUCAGAAGGACAUUUUCUUUUAAGGUCUGAUUUACAACAAGAAUCUGAAGAAUAAAAGUGUAAUGUUCUAAGUGUGACUAAUUUAUGAGGAUGUUUUGACAAUCUGCAUUUUUAUGUAAAUGUCAAGUGUAAACGUUCAUACUGUUAUUCUGCGACUAUUUCAAUUUUCAAGAAAAAACGAAUGCAACCUCAGACCAAGAAAGUAACUUAAAUUAAUCAAACCGAUUCCAUUGACACAUAUCUGAUCAAGGAGCAUAUCUUGCAUUGUACUGUUUGUUCAAAACUUGUGAAAUUACAGGUCAAUGAAACUGA
Messenger RNA from Hypomesus transpacificus, 3050 nucleotides. It is a transcript of the gene tars3, whose product is annotated as threonyl-tRNA synthetase 3. The transcript is spliced from 19 exons. Gene Ontology annotation, biological process: threonyl-tRNA aminoacylation. Gene Ontology annotation, cellular component: cytoplasm. Lineage: Eukaryota; Metazoa; Chordata; Actinopteri; Osmeriformes; Osmeridae. The coding region runs from base 13 to 2442 and encodes 809 amino acids. The record is from RefSeq and is a predicted model, not a curated record. Gene Ontology annotation, molecular function: threonine-tRNA ligase activity; ATP binding.